AGACGCCCUAGGUAUCCUUUUUAUGCAACUACGGCACAUUCCACAGCGGCACAAGGUACGUCUAUCUGUCUCUCGUUGCGUGCUCAAGGUUUUUUUUUUCUAUUGCGUGUGCUUGAUGAACGCUUCAUCAUGGUGUCUCGUUUAUUGCCUGAAUCGUGUUUUCUUUUUGUGCUCUACACGCACAUAUCCGCUGCCGAUUGAUUCCCCCGUCACUCCGAUCAACACCGGAGCUGCUGCUGCUGCUGCAGAAAUGAAGAGGAGGUUCCAUCGCUUCUCUGUCGUCGUGGUGGUGCUUCUGGUAUUCGUGGUGGGGCUUGAAUGCACGACCUUUUUCUCCAUGCAGAGCCCUACAGAAUCUACCGAAAAACCGGUAAGUGUUAAGGGCACUACGCCGCUCUUUGACGAGAACCUCACACGGUCCUUCGAACGCUACAUCAGCCUGGAGAGCUUCCUUGACUGCCUCGGGGCACGCCUCAAUGUCGACCGCCGGACCAGGACGGAGCACCCCUUUAGCAACGUGAACGGGACGAUACCCUACUUCGUGCUGCCCGUGACGAUAGAGCAGGGCGACAUGAAAGCGCUGAUGUGCAACCUGUCGGUGCCGAUCCGGCACAUAACGUACGUGCAGAACGGUGACGUGGGCAGCAUGACUGCGUUUCUGGACCGCGUGCAGGAUGCGUUCGCGUUCACGUCGCGGCUGAAGCUGCUGCGGAUGCCGCAGAACUACGGCUACGCGGUUGCGCUGAACGUUGCGAUGCGUGACGCGCUGUCGAUGCCGUUGGACGAGGUGCCGUUCUUCAUGAUGGCGAACAACGACGUGCGCAUCCCUGGCGGCAUGCUUGGGACGGGGCUCCCGCAGAUGUACGCGCGCUCGCUUGCCGGCCGUGCGCGCAUUGCGGAGUUGGAGGCGGAGGUUGCGACGGAGCCGAACGCGCACACGCCUGCGCUGUUGCGCUACGUGCCGCUGCGCUCGACGGAUGGCCGCCACGUGCUUGUGACGUCGCGGCUGCUGCCUGACCGGAUCCGCUACCAGCCGAAGGACGAGCGCCGAAAAGCCUUUGCGGACUAG
This is a messenger RNA of Leptomonas pyrrhocoris, 1069 nucleotides long. RefSeq names its product beta galactofuranosyl glycosyle transferase. Lineage: Eukaryota; Euglenozoa; Kinetoplastea; Trypanosomatida; Trypanosomatidae. The record is from RefSeq and is a predicted model, not a curated record. The coding region runs from base 338 to 1069 and encodes 243 amino acids. The transcript has a single exon.